Suillus plorans is the source of this 1379-nucleotide messenger RNA. Its product is annotated as Arp2/3 complex, 34 kd subunit p34-Arc-domain-containing protein. Gene Ontology annotation, molecular function: structural constituent of cytoskeleton; actin filament binding. The transcript is spliced from 7 exons. Gene Ontology annotation, biological process: actin filament polymerization; Arp2/3 complex-mediated actin nucleation. Lineage: Eukaryota; Fungi; Basidiomycota; Agaricomycetes; Boletales; Suillaceae. Gene Ontology annotation, cellular component: Arp2/3 protein complex; actin cytoskeleton. The record is from RefSeq and is a predicted model, not a curated record. Bases 133 to 1050 code for a protein of 305 amino acids.
CCAUGAUUGAAAACCUUGUGCGAUACUUUUCGCUGUAUGAUGGCUGCGACCAUAAGACUUUCUCACGCUCGUGUCCUACGUACUAGAUAACACACGGACCAACACGGUGCGCCGCAGCAAGACGUCGACAACAUGAUCCUUCUCGAGUCCCAUAAUCUCAUCAUUCAGACCACGCUUGCGGAGAAGAUCGCAAAGCCAUCGUCUCUCGAUGUUUUGUUUGUGGAUUUUGAUGGCGUGAGGUUUCAUCUAUCAACGCCAGAAAAGAAGUCCGUGGUUCAGCUUUCUAUGAAUAUCCGAUGCUGGGAUGAGCUAGUUGCAUACGGAGCGAUGCAGGUAUUACAACGGGAGUAUGGCCCGCUCAUUAAACAGCAGACAGAGCCAGAAUAUAACAUCAGUCUUGAAAUAGAUAUUGAUCAGGUUCCAGCCGAUGAAGAAAGCAGAGAAGCAUUCGUAAAGUCUAUCUCGCUGUUCAAGCGGAACGCUCUAGCGGCACCAUUCGAGCUCGCGUUUAAGCAACAGAAAGAGUUGGAAGCAUCAGGUGGUGCUCAGGGGCAGUUAAUGCAGAUCCACUACCGUGAUGAAGAAGCCAUCUACAUUCAAGCAUCGCCUGAUCGUGUCACCGUGAUAUUCUCGACAGUCUUCAGGGAGGAGACCGAUCGUAUUUUUGGCAAAGUAUUCUUGCAGGAAUUCGUGGACGCACGACGGCAGCCCAGUAUUCAAAAUGCCCCCCAAGUGCUCUACACGAACCGCGACCCACCCUUGGAAAUCCGCGAUCUCGCAGGUCUGCGGAACACUGAUGACAUCGGCUAUGUCACCUUUGUCCUUUUCCCUCGUCACUUUGCGAACGCCAACAUCUCGUUCAAUACGAUAUCACACGUACAGCUAUUCCGCGAUUAUCUACACUACCACAUCAAGUGUUCAAAGGCGUACAUGCACUCCCGUAUGCGUCAUCGAGUAGCCGAGUUCCAGAAAGUUCUAAACCGCGCCAAGACGGAGGUGGCAACAACCGAACGCAAAACUGUCACUGGCCGAACUAUGACGAAUCGGUGAGAUCGAUGGACGAGGUACCUUUCCUAGCGUCGUGUAACUUUAGUAGCAUAUUAGUCAAGACGUCUCCUAUAAAAUUUGACCCACUGCACAGCUAUGGUUCUCAGCGAAGGGACUCCAUUAUCAUUGGGAUCCUUCGUUAAGAACCUCAAACUGUGGUUUGCAGAGAAUUUAGAAACACCCACCAAAAUUUCUCCAGAGCAUCUGACAAAGUUGAUAUUCCUUCGUUUUCUCUCCAGGCAGGGCACAACCCGGAAUUGACAGUCACUCCUGCGGCAUCUUCACCACCUUUACUUGUAUGCAUUGACUUUCAUAUGCAAAUAAUUACUCGC